CAAGACAAGGCCAGCGCCGUUAGGUAGUAAUUGAUUUUAUCAUCAGUAGUGGACCAAACUGUAUUAACUGACGCCCACUUUACACCGGAGAGUCUACGACGAAAUCAAAUCGGGGACGAUUCAAAACGGCGUCGCUUUUGUCUCUCCUUGAAACUGGGGGCACCCGAAGAGAAGGGAAGUUUCUUCAGGCAAAGUUGAGAGAUCUUAUUACAGUUGCAGAUUCUUCAACCUGUCUUCAAAACCAACAACACAUCUCCAUGUUUUUUUCCUUAAUGUCUCUCACCUAUAUUCUCACUUCUCCAUAAAAGCCAUUAACACAUUACACAUUUCUCUGAUUCUCUCUGCUAUUUCUUUCAUCUAACUAAUUACUACUCCAUUACACUAAUUAACCACCAUGGUUAAUGCCCACACUCCUCGCACUUCUCACUCUAACCCAUGUCUCAAGCAUCUCACUUGCUUUGUCUUUUACUCUUUCCUAAUGCGUCUCUUCAUGGAAUCGUCACUCUCCUUUUCUUUACCUGAAACACUCGUUUUGCCUCUCAAAACGCAGCUAAUCUCAUCUGGGUCUGUUCCUAGAUCUCCAAGCAAGCUUCCUUUUCACCAUAAUGUAAGCCUCACUGUCUCUCUUACUGUCGGCACCCCUCCGCAGAAUGUGUCCAUGGUUAUCGACACAGGGAGUGAGCUCAGCUGGCUUCAUUGCAACAAAACAGCCACUUACCCAUCUGCUUUUGAUCCGACCCGAUCCACUUCCUAUGGACCCAUCCCAUGUUCUUCUCCAACCUGCACCAACCGGACCCAGGACUUCACUAUACCUGCUUCUUGCGACUCUAACGACUUCUGCCACGCCACGCUUUCCUACGCCGACGCUUCUUCUUCUGAGGGAAACCUGGCGUCUGAUACUUUCAACAUGGGCAGCUUCGACAGUUUGGAUAUGGUUUUUGGUUGCAUGCAUUCUGUUUUUAGUUCUAACACCGAUGAAGACUCCAAGAACACCGGGUUAAUGGGUAUGAACCGUGGGUCACUGUCUUUUGUUUCCCAAAUGGGUUUCCCGAAAUUUUCUUAUUGCAUUUCCGGUACCGAUUUCUCGGGCCUCUUACUUCUCGGCGAAUCCAAUUUUACUUGGAUGUUGCCAUUGAGUUAUACCCCAUUGAUCCAAAUUUCAACCCCAUUGCCGUACUUCGAUCGAGUUGCCUACACAGUUCAGCUUGAAGGAAUUAAGGUGUCCGAUAAGUUACUUCCGAUACCCAAAUCAGUUUUUGAACCGGAUCAUACUGGGGCAGGUCAAACCAUGGUUGACUCGGGCACCCAGUUCACGUUCUUACUCGGGCCGGCUUACACAGCAUUACGGACCGAGUUCUUGAACCAAACCACUGGGGUUUUAAGGGUUUUAGAGGAUUCGAAUUUUGUAUUCCAAGGAGCAAUGGAUCUGUGUUACCGGGUCCCGAUAACUCAAAGGGUACUGCCCCGGUUACCGACAGUGAGUUUGGUAUUUCGGGGCGCCGAAAUGACGGUUUCCUAUGAACGGGUCUUAUAUCGAGUUCCGGGUGAAGAGAGGGGAAAUGAUUCGGUGCAUUGCCUAUCCUUUGGUAACUCUGAUUUAUUAGGCGUGGAAGCGUAUGUGAUUGGCCAUCAUCAUCAACAAAACGUGUGGAUGGAAUUUGAUCUUGAAAAUUCAAGGAUCGGCUUGGCUCAGGUACGAUGUGAUUUGGCUGGUAAAAGAUUCGGUGUGGCCCACUGAGGUCCACGCGUUAAAUGAGAUCUCUUAUGAAGAUAACACGUGUGAUUUGUCUUCUUUAGUUUUGAUAGGGGGGGGGUAGGUUAUAAUGUAGUUUAUUUUCCAUGCCAUUAACGUGGUCCUGCAAUUUGGUUCUGCCAACUUUGUUACCCCUACCGCUAAUGCUAGGUGUAAUCAGGACGGAGGAGAUGAUAAUUUUCCUUCCAUUUUGUAUAUUGUUUUGUUUGUGGGUAAAUUAUCGGAGGGAAUAUUGAAAAUAUUGCUAUUCAAAGUAACAACUCGUAUGCUUUUAAGUAUAUAAAUUCCUUUUUAUCA
Molecule: messenger RNA, 2050 nt
Organism: Hevea brasiliensis (rubber tree)
Lineage: Eukaryota; Viridiplantae; Streptophyta; Magnoliopsida; Malpighiales; Euphorbiaceae
Product: aspartic proteinase PCS1
Exons: 1
Coding region: 395-1738 (447 amino acids)
Biological process (GO): proteolysis
Molecular function (GO): aspartic-type endopeptidase activity
Source: RefSeq, a predicted model, not a curated record